AUGUCCGACUCUUAUACGCGCAAAAAGCAAAGCACCCCUCCGUCCCGCAAUUUCUCUCACCCGAACCGCCACCGCGCACCCAACCUCUCACCCUCCCAGUAUCAAAACAGUCACAACCAAAACCGCCCGCCCAUGGCGCCCGACUCGCGACAUAUGCUUCCCCUAAUACCCGGCGCCAUCUUUACCCGCAGCACCUCCAACCUCAGCCUGCACUCCGAACGGCACCCUCACGACGACAUCAACUUCUCCUACAUCUCGCCACGCCGCCUAGGAACAAGCCAUACAGCAUUCUCAUCUUACUCCACACCUGACCUGACCCUGACCGCGCUCCCUCAACUCCCGCCUGUGCCACCAAUCCCUCAACCGUUUGGAGGCCCGCCACCGGCCACUAUCAACCCGCCCAGUCCGAGGAGGUUAGUCAGGUCUCCGCCUAGGUCACCAACGAAGAGCGCGAAGAGCACAAAGGGAAGUGGAUGGAGGAGACUGGGUAGGAAGGUGAAGAAGGUGUUUAGUUUCGGGAGGCAGAAGAAGAGGAACUCGACGCACAGUGAUGGUGGGCAGAGGGCGAUGGUGAUUGGUGAGCCGUAUGAUUUUGUGCAUAGGGAGACGCAUGGUGUCGGGCCGUUGAGACCGAGUGGGCCGGCUAGAGUUGGGACGAGGACGACGACAUCUGGGGUGGCUGGUGGUGAGAGUUGGAGUGAGAGUAUGAGUGGUAGAUUGGGUUGUGGAUUGGAUGAUAGACCAAGUAUUGGGUGUGAUGGUGGAGUAGGUGCAAGAGACAAAGAUAUAAGCGGAGGAGCGGAAUUUGGAGGGCUGGGAAACCUGGAUGUCGAGGGAACAGCCGUUUCAGAUGAUGAAGAUAGCACUUGGGAAGACUGUGAGGCGACGAGGCUCUUUAUUGCGCACCAGGAAAGUCUGGGAAGGAGGACCUGA
Messenger RNA from Macroventuria anomochaeta, 933 nucleotides. RefSeq lists its product as uncharacterized. The transcript has a single exon. Bases 1 to 933 code for a protein of 310 amino acids. The record is from RefSeq and is a predicted model, not a curated record. Lineage: Eukaryota; Fungi; Ascomycota; Dothideomycetes; Pleosporales; Didymellaceae.